AUGGAUGAAUACCGUGGAUACACCGGUUUCUCUCCUAGUUCUACUGGGCGUGCUUUGACUUUUCUGCGCGAGAUUUCAAGGCCUAUUCUAGGCUGUCAUGGAUGUGCCGCAGACUCCAAGAACCCGCUAUGUGGUCCCGAGAUUGUCUCGUCUUUGAUCCAGCCAAACAAUACUGGAUCGUUGUUUCAGAAGGGAAGAAAGAGGGUGAGCUUUUUAUAUAAGCUUGUGGCGGGAGCGGUUCUCGCGGUGCACGCAGUCCAGUCCAAUCCGCCAGACAAGGAGCGGGAACGUAUGCCCUGUACAAUGCGAACGUAUGCUGAGGCUAGUCGGCGUUUCUGCAAUUUCGCAAGUGAGGAGAUCCACGGCAAACGCGCUGGUAUAGUUGGCUUUGAGAGUGGGCCGACUAGCCCGUUGUUUGGUCCGUGA
Molecule: messenger RNA, 426 nt
Organism: Penicillium coprophilum
Lineage: Eukaryota; Fungi; Ascomycota; Eurotiomycetes; Eurotiales; Aspergillaceae
Exons: 1
Coding region: 1-426 (141 amino acids)
Source: RefSeq, a predicted model, not a curated record